Molecule: messenger RNA, 1471 nt
Organism: Pantherophis guttatus
Lineage: Eukaryota; Metazoa; Chordata; Lepidosauria; Squamata; Colubridae
Gene: C3H20orf96
Product: chromosome 3 C20orf96 homolog
Source: RefSeq, a predicted model, not a curated record
GAUCAGCAGAGCGAAGGGCGGGGUGAUGCUUGGGCCUGCGGGGCUUCCGUAGGUCCUCCGGGUCGCCAUGGAGAUGAGCGCGCGCUGCGUUGCUAGGAGACGGGGAGACACACGUGCGCGCGAAGCAGGUGCUGACAUUUCCUCUCGCACGGCUUUUCCCUGGCUGCAAAAAUGUCGUCCAGGAAUCCAAGUUUGUUUCCCAAGAGUUUUAUCAGUUCCUUAAACCAAACGGAUUACAGCCAAUGGGAAAGGGAAGAGGUGCCAAGAAGGCCCAAAUUAAGAUUACUCCUGCCACCCCCGUUGCCUCCAGGGAUGAAGAAGGAGGGAAACAAAUUCCUGCAGAAAAUACAACCCAAGAAAUCAGAGGAGCGAAAGGUCUGGAGCGUGGCCCUGAAGGCCACCCCGUCCAUGAGGCACAAGGUGGGGUGGCACCAAGCCCUGACCGAAGAAAUGGCCAAGGCCAACAUCAAAAUUCUGCAGCGGCUUUCGAAGAGCAAGACGGCCAGCCUGGAAGAAUUGAGGCGCCAUUCCGUGGUGCUCCUGGAGAAGAAUAAGGACCUGAUGGAGACCAUCCAGGAGACGGAAACGGAUUCGGCCAACCAGGCCAGGUCCCUCCUGCAGCAGUACGACAUGUUUGGGCGGAUCAUCGCCACUCUCCGAGACUCCAAUCAGAACCAAGUGGGCGUCGCCAAAGCAGAGCUCAACGCCGCGGAGAAGGAAGUGGAGAAGAAAAUGGCGAAAAUGGACCAGGAGCUGAAACGGGUCGGCACCAAAGUCCACACCAUGCAGGAAGAGGUCAACGUCUUGCGGAGCUACAUGGACAAGGAGUACCCGCUGAAGGCGGUCCAGAUCGCCUCCCUGCUCCGCAGCAUCCGGAACCUGAAUGAGGAGCAACAGUACGAAUUGGAAGACACUGAAGAUCUGGCCAGGCGCUUCCUGGACACCUUAGCGGGAAAAGCCAGGGACGAACAGGAGCGCAUUCUGCGGUCUGUGGCCGAUAAGACGCUGCUUCAGUAUCAGGACGGUCUGGAGCAGAUGCACCGGAACAACAAGGAAUUGAGAAGACAGAUAGACGUGCAAAAGGAGGUGAUUGACGACCUGGUGAAAGAAGUGACGGAGCUGCACGAGAGCAUCAUUUACCUGCACCACGCCCUGGGGGACCCCUACGACAUCAUUUUCCCGGACAUCCUUCUGCGCCGGCCCAAAUGCACCCCAGACAUGGACGUCGUUCUGAACAUCCCGACCGAUGAGGAUUUCCCCUUGUAGUCGCCGGAAAGGAAGUGGGGAAGGACACGUCUGCCAAAACCUGCUUGGGCUCCGUUGUCGGUUGGGUUUGACUGUGUUUGGCCGAGAUUGGGUGCCGCCUCCUGGCCAGAGCCUAGCCAGGCUAAAUCUUGCAGCUGCCUUUAAAUUUCCUCAAUCAAAUAUAUUGGGGUUUUCUUUUCCUCUAUUAAAUGCAGUCCUUAUUUGA